Euleptes europaea (tarantolino) is the source of this 778-nucleotide messenger RNA. It is a transcript of the gene RHOV, whose product is annotated as ras homolog family member V. The transcript is spliced from 3 exons. Bases 42 to 740 code for a protein of 232 amino acids. Gene Ontology annotation, molecular function: GTP binding; GTPase activity. NCBI's taxonomy places the organism in Eukaryota, Metazoa, Chordata, Lepidosauria, Squamata, Sphaerodactylidae. Gene Ontology annotation, biological process: small GTPase-mediated signal transduction. The record is from RefSeq and is a predicted model, not a curated record.
AGAGGGGCACGAAGUGUGUCCCCUUUCCUGCUUUACAAGCCAUGCCUCCACAGGAGCUACUGGAUUACUCACCCACUUUACGAAGAAGAUGCAGCACCCCCAGAGGCAGUGGCUCAGAGCUGGGCAUCAAAUGUGUCCUCAUAGGGGAUGGGGCUGUGGGCAAAACCAGCCUGAUCGUUAGCUACACGACAAAUGGAUACCCAGACCAGUAUCAGCCGACUGCCCUGGAUACCUUCUCAGUUCAGGUCCUGGUGGAUGGAGCACCAGUUCGUAUCCAGCUAUGGGACACUGCAGGACAGGAAGAUUUUGAUUGCCUGCGCUCUCUCUGUUACCCUGACACCGAUGUUUUCUUGGUCUGCUUCAGUGUUGUGAACCCCACAUCCUUCCAAAACAUUACAGAGAAAUGGAUCCCUGAGAUAAGAACUCACAAUCCUCAGACCCCAGUGGUGCUAGUGGGGACACAGGCUGACCUGCGGGAUGAUGUCAAUGUGCUGAUCAGUCUGGACCGCUACCGUGUAAAGCCUGUUCCUACAACUCAGGCGGAAGGACUGGCUGAGAAAAUCCGGGCUGAGACAUACAUCGAGUGCUCUGCUCUGACUCAAAAGAACCUGAAGGAGGUUUUUGACACGGCCAUUGUAAGUGCAGUGGAGCACAAAGCCCAGCAAGAAAAGAAAAUGACAGCCAAGGGAAUAAAAACUCUUUCCAAAUGUCGCUGGAAGAAAUUCUUCUGCUUUGUCUGAAGCUGGUUUGGCAAUGCAAAGGCUUAAAAGCCAGUGCU